CGACGACGAACGCAAUAAGCAUUCACAUGGCCUCUCUCGGAUAACAAUUUCGCUGCGAAUAUCUCACGUCCGAUUGCUUGCUUCGCCUUGCUUGCUUGCUGCCCCCAGUGACGCAUUCGAUUUGAUACUGUGAACUUCACAGUGGCAGAUUUGCAUCGUGUGCGAGCUCAUCGUGAGAUUUCGACGAGAGUUUCAUCCUUGUAGUUUUGCGAGGUGAGUUUUCCAGGUUUCGUAUGCGUAGAGUCGGGAUCGGAAGACGACGCCAGGUUUUGGUGAGCUGUGGCGGGGAGUUGGAGCUUGCUAGCGUGCGGUGGGCGUGUGUAGUGGGUUUUUUCUUUUUUCUUUUUUGUGUUUGUGACAAUUUCUCUUUUGGGUGAGUGUUGGGAUUGAUUUCGCCGUGAACUCAAUUGAAGCGGAUUAGGGUUUUGGUGCACAAUCGCUUGCCUAGGAGGUUGGGUCUGAAGGGCGGGAUUUGGUAAAGGUGGUUUUGUUAGGUCAGUGAUAAUGAUCGUUGGUUAGGUGGUGGUGUUUUGAGUCUGGGGUAAAGACAAUUGAGGAUGCUGAAGCUUGGAAGAGCUUCAUUGGGAUUUGUGCAAUCGGUUGAAUGACUCUGAAGAGAAGUCUUUCAUAGGAUUUUUAUUCAUGUUUCACUUGGGAGAAUAAACAAAGGAGAGGAUCGACUAGAGUCGUGAUAGGUGCCAGGUUUGUUUGUCCCCCCAGCAAUGGAGAAGGGGAUUUUAGAUGUUGUAGGAGGUGAAAUCGUUGGUAUAGUGACCCCAGUGUCGAUAUGUAUGUUCUUAGUGGUUACGCUGGUUCACAUUCUGGAUCCUCGUGGGGAGGAUGCGCCGGUUUCCAACAUAGCCAUGAUGGUUUACAACGAGCAGGCCUCAGACUCAUUUUCUGAAAAACUUGGAGGAGCGUUGUUGAACGCAAUUGUGUUUGUGGUCAUAGUCACGCUGGUGACAUUCAUGCUGGUCGCACUAUUCUAUUACCGGUGCACCAGAUGCCUCCGGGUCUACAUGGGGAUUUCGGCAUUCACAGUGCUAGCCUGGAUGGGAGGAAUCGUUGCUGUACAGAUAAUAAAAUUGUACUCUAUCCCCAUCGACGUUAUAACGUUCCUGAUUUGUACCAUUAAUUUCGCGAGCGUGGGGGUCGCGGCUGUUUUCUUUUGUCGAAUGCCUAUCAUGGUCACUCAAGGGUAUUUAAUUGUCAUUGGAAUGCUGGUGGCCUUCUGGUUCACGAAGCUCCCGGAAUGGACCACUUGGGUGCUGCUCCUGGCAAUGGCAGCAUAUGAUGUUGUGGCUGUGUUGACGCCGAGGGGUCCUCUUAAUCUGCUCGUGGAGCUGGCCAUUGAGCGGGACGAAGACAUUCCGGCUCUUAUCUACGAGGCUCGACCUACCGUCUCAGGCAGAAUGCAAAUGCCCCCCUCGCCUGCUCAAAUGGGAUCAGAUGCAGAGAGGCCCCGGGUAAGAAGGUGGAAUCGGAGGGCGUCUCGAAGCUCAAACCCAUCUCCGGAUACAGAGCUUGGAGAAAGCCCAAUGUCCUCUGGCAAUGCAUCACAACGUGAUAGUACUCUGACUGCAGCUGUGGACGACUCUCAAAAUCUUAUCACUGGUCCUCCAACUGAACCUGAAGUUGGAAUCAUUGGCUCUCGACUAAUUUCUUCUACAGGCGAAGGAGGUGCCUUACAUGCUGUCUCCAUUAUUUUACAUGAGAAUUCACAUAUGGAUGAUGAUACGGUUCCUUUGGUACAGCAGCAAACAAAUAGUCCCUCAAGCCCUGCAACUCUAGGCAGGUCGGAAGCAGAGUUUGACCAUCGAUCUAGACCAAUGAAUGGAGCUACUCAACAUUCAGAAGAUGGUGACGAGGAAACUGGGAUUGGACUUUCAGGAGCGAUCAAGCUGGGUUUGGGAGAUUUCGUGUUCUACAGCGUCUUGGUGGGGCGAGCUGCCAUGUAUGACUUGAUGACUGUGUAUGCUUGCUAUCUCGCGAUAGUUGCGGGACUAGGGGCUACGCUGAUUUUGCUUGCGGUCUGGCAGCGGGCACUUCCCGCCUUGCCGAUAUCGAUCUCACUUGGCGUAAUAUUUUACUUCUUGGCGCGUCUAGUCAUGGAUCCAUUUGUUCUGGAUAUGUCCACUAAUCUUGUUUUUUUCUGAUCUAAUGCUAGGAAAAGUCUAAGCAAUGAAUGAUCCCUCGCUGAGGAACUAGGUAAUGGGUCUUGCUUUUCUUGUACAUAUUUGAUCCAAUAUUGAAGUAAACAAUUUGAGCCCAUAUUUUUCUCUA
Molecule: messenger RNA, 2283 nt
Organism: Physcomitrium patens
Lineage: Eukaryota; Viridiplantae; Streptophyta; Bryopsida; Funariales; Funariaceae
Product: presenilin-like protein At2g29900
Biological process (GO): protein processing; membrane protein ectodomain proteolysis
Cellular component (GO): gamma-secretase complex; membrane
Molecular function (GO): aspartic endopeptidase activity, intramembrane cleaving
Source: RefSeq, a predicted model, not a curated record